This is a messenger RNA of Symbiodinium sp. CCMP2456, 1285 nucleotides long. Lineage: Eukaryota; Dinophyceae; Suessiales; Symbiodiniaceae. The record is from the annotation of a GenBank genome assembly.
GUCGGUUCAGCAGGCCUUGGGACAAGCUUUCAUGCAUUGUCGUUCGGUUCGGGACCUCAGCCAGGCACAGAGGCGCUCGCUGUACGAACAAAAGGCCUUUGAUCGUGUGGGCCGCGGGCUUUUGGAGGCCGCCCUCAUCCACAUAGGUUGUCGGCUAUCACCUUCAUUGUGGAAUUGUGUGGUUGUCUACCUGACGCAUCUUCUCGAACAACGGCUGGGCCCUGAUUGGUGCAGGCAGCGGCAGGUGGGCUAUGCCGACGAUAACCUUUUCAAGUGGAUUUUCCACAGCCGGGAAGAGGUCAUGCAGGCCAUCACCGAGGCAGGCAUCGUGAUUGACCUGUUUGAGUCGAACGGGCUACGGGUGAGCAAGCAGUUCUUCUUCGUCUGGCUCCGUCUUUGGAAAGCCUAUGUCCUGCCCACGGUCUUCUACGCCUUAACGGCGGCGGGCCUUACGGACAAAGGCGCCGCCAGCGUUCGCAUAGAACUUGUGAGGCAGCUGCGUGCGAUUGCGGGACAACCCCGCCACAUCACACUCGAGUCGGAUGCCCAGUUCCUGGACAACAUCGGAUUGGACCAGCCAUUGCAGAUCCUGGUGCAAAGGCAAAAGAGCGUCUUGGCAAAGACCAACAGUCUACAAGGACGCCUCUCAGCGCAGGAUGUGCGGCUCGAUCCCGGGCUGAUUGAGCAUGAGACCAACAUUUUGCGCAAAUUUGAGGCCCUGGCGCAACCUGGUUGCGCGACUGAAGCGACGAUCGACUUGCCAUGCCCCGAAUGCGGCCAACAUUUUCCCACUGCUGCAUCCCUACGUCAACACAGAGCAAUGGUGCACCGCCGAGGUGACAACAAGCCAAAGGGGGAGCGCUUUGAUAGAUUACUUCACGGCAAGGACGGACUCCCCCAAUGCAUCAAUUGUGGUCAUAAAUUCCGCUUGUGGGAGGAACUUCAGAGACAUGUUGAGCUGGGCCGGUGCCAGGCAUCCACCAGAGCCGAUUAUGAUGAUGUCCACCCCCCUCUGCUUGCUAAGGUCCUGCAAAACGAGAUCAUCUUCCCCGACAUUCUGCACAGCACGCCUAGCGAUGACCUCAAGAAGGAACUCAUUGAACGCUGUGCAAUCUGUCGGCAAUGGCUGCCGAACGAGAAUUACAUGAAGGUUCACUAUGGUCGGGUGCAUCCAGACGAGUGGCAGGCGCACAGCUCACGAUUGCGGGCACAUGUCAGUUUUGUGGACAUCGGGCGCAACAAGGCAGGGAUCACAGGACCACGUGCCCGGCCCUUUUCCAAUUGA